Molecule: messenger RNA, 570 nt
Organism: Drosophila bipectinata
Lineage: Eukaryota; Metazoa; Arthropoda; Insecta; Diptera; Drosophilidae
Source: RefSeq, a predicted model, not a curated record
AUGAAGUUUUUGGUUCUUUUCACCAUCUUGAGUUUGGUCCUGGCUGCCCAGGCCGGCAGGAAGUGGCGCAUUGCCCGCCAUGUGGCCAAGAAGGUCGCCAUCCACAUUAUCAAGAACGAAGUCAGACACUGGGUGGGCGAUGUUGUGAACUACCAGAAUGGAAGCGCUGUGUACCACUUCGCUGACUCAGAUGACUCCUCCGUCGAGGAUGGUGAACUCAAGGAACUGAGCGUUAGCCAAAUCAGCCUGGACAACACCGUGGUGUCCGGCCCCGUGAAGGCUAUCUCCUUCGCCGACUCCUCCUCCCUGCUGGUGGCUCCCGCCGAAGCCUAUGCCCAGAUCAACAAGCUGAUUGGCGCCGUCUUUGUCGAUGGAGAGUACUACGUCCAGUGCCCCUCCGUGAAGUCCCUGCCCGUGAUCACCUUCAACAUCGGAGGCACCAACUACGAGGUUCCCUCUUCCGUGUACAUUGAGACUUCCACCGAGGGCAAGGUCACCAGCUGCACUUCCAUGUUCACCUACAUUGGCACCGACUUCUGGAUCCUGGGUGGCGAUGUCUUCCAGGCUUAG